Aspergillus viridinutans is the source of this 696-nucleotide messenger RNA. RefSeq lists its product as uncharacterized. The record is from RefSeq and is a predicted model, not a curated record. The transcript is spliced from 2 exons. Lineage: Eukaryota; Fungi; Ascomycota; Eurotiomycetes; Eurotiales; Aspergillaceae. Gene Ontology annotation, molecular function: protein dimerization activity. Bases 1 to 696 code for a protein of 231 amino acids.
AUGGUACUGAACCCAGAAGAUAUCUUCCCUGAAGAAAUAUCAGGACCGCCUCAAACUGUCAAGUUCCCUAAUUACGUCGGUGAAUUUAGGGAAACAACAGUCUCUUCUGAUGCUCCGCCUUCAGAGGUCAGAUGCAAGACCCAACUGUGGCCACCAACUCGUUGCGCGCAACUAUCAGAUCCAGCCUCUUCUGAUAAUUCAACCUCAGACAACACAGCUCCAAGCACCUCAACUGCUUCCACGAGUGGCAUAGCCAAUGCCAAACAUAAAACCCAUAACAAAACCCCACAGCGGCCAAGCCCCGGAACCAUUUCACAAGAAGAUCUUUCUCUGAUCACUGGCGUGCUAUCUCCAUCUCCAUCGCCCUCAUCCAGUCCUCCUCCCAAGAAAAGUGGAACCUCAUCUGCUGAUUCUCCAACGAUCAACGGCCGCAAAGCUGCCAAACGAGCAUCCCAUAAUAUCAUUGAGAAGCGGUACCGCACCAACAUGAAUGCCAAGUUUACUACCCUAGAAAAGGUCAUAACUAGUUGUCGGAACAAACAAAAGGUCUCCGAUAACAGGCCGUGCUCGAUGAAAAAGUGUGAAAUCCUCACCAACGCUAUAAAGUGUAUUCAAAACCUCGAGGAUCGGAAUGCUGCUCUGAGUGAGGAUGUGGCAUUCCUAAGAAAGCAGCAUCAUCUGCUUGGUGCGAUCUGA